Messenger RNA from Sycon ciliatum, 3137 nucleotides. RefSeq lists its product as uncharacterized. Gene Ontology annotation, molecular function: peptide-O-fucosyltransferase activity. Gene Ontology annotation, biological process: protein O-linked glycosylation via fucose. Bases 722 to 2413 code for a protein of 563 amino acids. The record is from RefSeq and is a predicted model, not a curated record. The transcript is spliced from 12 exons. NCBI's taxonomy places the organism in Eukaryota, Metazoa, Porifera, Calcarea, Leucosolenida, Sycettidae.
AAUAAAAACCUCAAUGUUUUGGAAGAGGGAUUUUGUCUCACAGCGCUCAGCCUCUGUUUGAUUUGAGCCUUCUCUUGAAGUGGCGAAGAUGCGCUCCUCAACCACAAGAUCGAGAUGAGUAUUUACUUUUUUACAGGUCAGUAUGUGACGGCAGUACUGAUUCGGGUAGAAAGAUUGCGUUCGAAAUGUGUCCGUCACUUGUGGCACGGACCAUUCGAGGCAUGUCCAGGUAGCUGUCGAGAUCUUGACAUGAGACUGAGAGAGAGGGGACCAUGGCUGAUCUUUCUCCUAAGCAGGCGACGACAUCAAGGUGUCGCGUUUCAAUGAAAGACGCAGGCGGAAUCCAGCUUUGCGCAAUCCCAGAAAUAACUUUGAGCAAAGAUCAAGGAGGUUCUCGCAGCUUGCCUGCAACUGGGCAAAUAACACCGAUACCAUUCCGGACAUGCAAUUACUGGAAAGAGACGAGCAAGUCACACUGUGCGCGGUGUAAGCUCACCCAGCACCUGGAUACCGACUUGGCUAAUCCUGCCUCCUUGCUAGAACAGGAACUGCACCACAUGACUGGUGGUUGGAGAAGAUCUGGUGGACGGUGACGAGCGUAAUGGCGCUAGUAUGUGUAGACAGUUGAGGUGGAAAGUGUCCCUCAACCCUCGCCAGGGCACUCUGCGCCGUAAUCGUGACGUUGUACGCUAGCACUGGUCACCGCCGUUGCCCGGACGCGAUGAUCAAUCCGCUGCGACGGCGUGGCUGCAAGCGAGCACUGCUGUACUUGCUGGUCGGUGUGGCCGCUGUCGCCUGUCUGGAUGUGGCGCUGCAUAGACUCGGGCCAGGCCACCACUUGUUCACGUUCAAAUGGCGCUCUCCCGAAGUUACAAUCAGGGCAAGUGCCACGACUACACAUGCCAUACCGAUUAUCAGUGUCAGACCGCGACCGGCCGGACGGCCACCGCCAAAGUCAGGCUGCAACGCCAACGAGUUUCCGGCCGACUCUGGGUGCCGAGCGUGCCACGAGCAGUGCGUAGGCUGUGCCGGGUUCAGCGACGAGCUGUGCUUUGACUGCGUGCACAGCAAGGACGGCGGCCGCUGUGUGGCCAAGUGUCCCAAGGCGCGGCCGUAUCGCGGCGGCCACAGCGGGACGUGGUGCGUUUCGCGCUGCCUCAGUGGCCAGGAACCCGACCCUAGCGGCACUUGCCGUAAGAAAGGGGCGUUCAAUGAGCACAUGAUCAAGAUGCCCGUCGGGAAGGUCAACAGCUCAGCAGCGCAGCGCUGGCAUUUCGAUCCGUCGGUUAACCUGGAUUACCCGAAGGUUGCACUAACUACAUACCAGUCUCUCGACUCACUUAAGAACGCCCGUCUCCUUCUGCCGCUGCUUCCGUACGGCCCUAACAAUCAGUACCGUGGCUUCAAGGAGAGCAUCUGGGCUGCUAAGUUCCUGAACCGAACAUUGGUCUUGCCACCUUUCUUCAACCACUACAGCGUUAGUCUCCCUGGUCACAUGCCAGCUUCGAAGCGUCACCUGGCCGAGAGGUUUGUCAUGUCUCCUCAGGAAACGUUUGACAUCGCCACGCUGUCCAACGCCAUGCCCGUCGCGUCCUGGCAACAAUUUGAACAGAUCUGUGGUGGUCGUGUUGGCGUGGAGUACCACUGCCGAGCGGAAAGCGACAACACCGUGGAACGUGCAUUCUACUUCUACCGGUUGACGCGCCUGAAUGCAGAUCACGCUGACAAGGUCUACUUGGCCAAGGCCGUGAAAGACUGGUAUUCAGUUCCAGCCCAGCAGCUGGUGGAGCGUGCGUUUGUCAGCCCUCACCAAUGUGCUGUGCUAGCCUUGCCUUACCACACGCUCAUACUCACUGGCCAGCAUUUCAGCUUUCUGAGCAAGCACCUAUUACGCUCAGUGCAGACUAGACAAGCCGCUAGUAUAGUGUGGCAAGGGUUGCUGCAUGGGCAGAAGUACAUUGCCGUGCACUGGCGCUUCAACUCUGAAUGGGGCCGCUUUUGGUGCAAGCAGACAAACGCGUUCCGCUAUAACGAGAGCCUUGUUCCCCUCAACAUGCGGCCCGAAUGCAAGGUGCUGGCAGCCACCAAGAAGCAAGUUCUGGACACGCUGCUUGCGAUCAUGCACAAGCACGAAAUCUCGUAUGUGUACAUGGCAAUCAUGACUGACUCUACGGGUCUGGUUCAGUUGCUGAAGAAGCACAUCAAGCACUUGAUCUUACCGUCACAUGUGCAGGGCAACGUAGACGUCUCGGGCAAUUAUGCACUCUCGUUGGUCGAGCAGGAGGUCUGCAGUGGUGCGGACGUUUUCAUCGGCAGCACCAAGUCCUCCUGGUCGCAGAAUAUUGUGGACGAGCGCUACUCCUCAGGCAAGCAAAACCCAGAGCAGAACCAAUGGUGGCAUCGCAUUCUGUGACCUUGAUGGAAGCAAACCCCAGAAGCACUCCGAUUGCAGCGCUUUAGUCGGGUGUGCAACUGAACGACGUCGAAGCAGCCGGCCUCCCGCAUUGAUAUGCACUUCCCAAGACGGUUGCUGAUGUCUGCAGGUGAUUCCUACCCGAGCUGGUCUGCGCCCUGCAGGAAUCCACUGACAUUGACAGGAACACCUCCACGUCAUUAACGUCAAAGUUUCCAUAUGUCCUGCAUCGCAUCUUGGGAGGAUUGUCAUCACCCUAUUGGGCUAUUGCAGCAUGUAUCUCCUCGGGAAAAUCCUCUACCUACUAGCCACACUUUCCUUCUUCUUCUUCUUUUUUUAAUCAAAGAGGUGUUUAUCUCCCUGGUCAGCAGAUGUCUUAGCCAACAACUAUUAUUUAUGUUAGCAAUUUUUUUAUCAUCUAUUUUCACUGGCUUUUUUCACUGGCUCCGCUUCGGAGAAAAAUAGAUUUUAAAAUGCAAAUGUGCUCAAGGAUUAACAAGAUGGAAAUGAACGCUUGGUGUUGUUGAAAUAAGUUUGCACAUAUCCGCCUAGCUUGCAAUGCUAAGAAUUAUUAAAACGAAAACUAAUGGUCUUUGUGUGAAGAAAUAUAGGACUGGCUCUCUUUUAUAGUGCAUGUGCUCUGUGUGCAGAACAAACAGUCUCUAACAAACUGAAAAGGAAUGAAUACUUUUUGGCACUGCAGAAAAUACUCUUGUGAAUAUUG